This is a messenger RNA of Leptosia nina, 462 nucleotides long. The record is from the annotation of a GenBank genome assembly. Lineage: Eukaryota; Metazoa; Arthropoda; Insecta; Lepidoptera; Pieridae.
AUGGAUAAGUCGUGCAAACUAAUUAGCUUUAAUUGCAAGUCAGUUACGAGAUGUGUCGAUUAUGUACGCAAAUUGUGCCAACGAGCGGAUAUACUUGCCCUGCAGGAAACCUGGCUUCUGCCGCACGAUUUGCAGUACUUAAACAAGAUUGACGAAGACUUUGGUUGCACUGGGACUUCCGCAGUAGACACCUCUGCCGGUAUUCUUAGAGGGAGGCCAUACGGCGGUGUUGCACUACUUUGGCGAAAAAAUGCCUUUGGUUCUGUGACAGUGUUACAUUGUGCGAGUGUGCGGCUGGCGGCAAUUCGAGUGAUUACGGGUGAUACUAGUUUCCUCGUAUUUUCGGUCUAUAUGCCUGUAGAUUGUGGUGAAAAUCUGCCUGAAUUUACGGAGUGUCUGGCCGAAAUAAAUGCUUUGUUGAGAGCUCUAAUGUCCGAGUGCUUUUAUUUUAGGGGACUUUAA